GCCCCGGCCGCGCGGACGGCUGCGGGGGUUGCGGGGCACGGAGCGCUGCCCGGGUUGGGGGGCCCCGGGGAGCCAAGGAGGGCGCGCAGGGCACGGGGCGCCGGGGACGGCGUUCGGGGCAGGCGGGAGGGGAUCCCUGACUGUCCCAGGCCGGGGAGCAGGAGCAGCAGGAGGAAGUGGGUGCCCCCUCUCCCCCGCCAGCGCCCCCUCCCGCCGCCACUGCCUCCUCCUCCUCCUCCUCCCCAGUCACAGGCGCGUCCUCGGCGCACGUGUGCGAAACGUCACCGGCGGGUCCCGGGGAGAGGGACAGACCGCGGCCGGCGGGACGGGAACCUCUGUGCCCCCGCCCCCUCAGCAGCCAGGGAGUCGAGGAGGGGGGGGGAGAGACAGGGCGGGGAAGGAAGGGGCAAGGAGAAGGGGGGGCAGGGUCAAGGGCAGGCCCAGGGCGCAACCAAGAAGGCCGGGGCGGCUGGGCCACGCGGGUGCUGCCACGAUGUGCCCCAGCCGGCUGCACCAGCACCCCUCCUCCCCGCCCCCCAAACACACAUACCCCACCCCCACACGGCGCUAUCCUUCCCUCGCCGCCUCCCCCAAUCCCCGACUCUCCUCCUCCUCCUCCUCUUCCAGUUUCUUUGUUGCAGGGAGUUACGGAUCCCAAAAUGUCUAAAGCGCAAGGCAGCCAAGCCCGCGAGUGCCUGGCAUUCACCUCCCCCCCACUUUCCACUAGGAGUUCUCCCCCUCCACUCCAGGCCGCUCGCGGAGCCACUGGUCACAAAUGGGGCUAUAGGCCAGAGGGCCGAACAGGGAUGGUAUGAGCUUGGCAACUGUUUCGUCAAAGUCUCAAAUCUCCCUUAGUUUUCCCUCUUGUAACAGCCCCUCCGUCCCCCCCCCCACUUAUCUACUCCCUUCCCCCCAACUUCUUCUUCAUCCGGGGCGUGACCCCUUCCGACGCCCUGAGAAAGAGGAAGCUUCGGGGUUUUUUUUUGGGGGGGGGUAAGGGUUAGGGGAAAAGUGAAGACAGAAAAGAUCGGGGGAGGAGGGGGUGCGAAAAGUUUUCCUGUGUUUCACGUCCUUGGUGCAAAAGCGAUCCACGAUGCUCCGAGGGUUGUGGGAGCCAAGAGUGGAGUCGGGAGUGCAGGGGCACCAAGUCCCUAACAAUAAAUUCCUGCCUGUUUGGAGCAAGGGCAGAAGUCCCAACAAUGCAGCCCCACAAGCCCCAGUACUUUAGGGAGUCAGGGGAGCAGAGAUGCCCCUGCACUCCACCCCAAGUCCUGGACAUGCCCAUAUACCUAUGCCAUCUCGGCCUGGGGAGUCCGAGUUUCCCGGUCUCUCCUCCGCCUUCUCCUCCCCGCCGGGGCGCUUCCAAGCCCCCUUUCUCUCUUUUCUUUUUAUUUCUCCGCAAUGCACAGGCCCCGGGGGCCAAAAAUAAUCAGGGCUCCGGAGAGAGGAGGGUCCCAACAGCACAGAUAUCAGACCGUGAGGGGGGAUGGAGGCGGCGGGGGCGGCCGAUGCAACGGAUUGCGAGGAGGCGGCGGCAGCCCCGGUGCUGCGGCCGGCAGCUGAAAAAUGGCUCCAGGAAGCUGCUGCUGACAAUGAAUGAAGGGAUACGGUUUACGCGCCAAGGUCCUCCCGCGAAACUCGGAUUUCCCGCCGGCUUUUCAAAUCACAUCUGCAUACCCCCGCCCAGUAGCCAGCCCCUGGCAGCCUCCACAGCCCAUUGGCUUCCCCACACCCCUCCCCAUCCCCAAUCCCGGAGUCCAGCCAGGGCCUUCCAAUCUCUUAUUGGCCGAGGUGCAUCACGGUUACCGAGGCGACAGGGGUUUUAUUUGCAUACGUAGCUUCUAUUGGUUGAAAUCUAAGUAGGCUUUUUCCUUUGCCUUUCCUGGCCUUAGUUCACCCCGCCCCGAAGACCCUCCCGGUCCAAGCCCCACCUCUUUCCCGCCCCGCCGCUCCAGCGCCGCUGACCUAGGAUGAGAUGUCGGGAUCCGUGGAUUGUAUGUGCCUAGGGACAAGUUUCAUUUUUGGAGAUUUCCAAGGUGACCGUGAGGACAGCUUAUACUCUUUCUUUUCACUGGAGACAGUAAUAGCUGAGCAACAGCGGGAGUUUCAUCCAACACAA
Molecule: messenger RNA, 2119 nt
Organism: Antechinus flavipes (yellow-footed antechinus)
Lineage: Eukaryota; Metazoa; Chordata; Mammalia; Dasyuromorphia; Dasyuridae
Exons: 2
Coding region: 1200-1838 (212 amino acids)
Source: RefSeq, a predicted model, not a curated record